AUUAAAAGUGAGCUCCAUCGAAGGCGUUGAAGGUUCAAUUAAUAUUAAAUCCAACUUCCAACCAACGAAUCCAUUCACACACACAUAGGCAUGGACAAGAAUUGCUAUAAAUACCUUUGACGUACAAAGUUUCUUGCACCAACUACAUUUUCAAUCACAUAUAAGUUUCCUACGACUUUUGUGCUUGUAAACUUGAAAAAUGGCAAGGAUGGCAAUGAUGGUCUUAUGUGUAGUAGUGACUUCCAUGGUGGUGGCCGCACCCUAUGCAGAGGCUGCUAUUACCUGUGCUCAGGUGGUAAGUAGCUUAUCUCCAUGCCUUAGCUACCUAAAAAAUGGUGGUGCUGUGCCAUCGGCAUGUUGCAAUGGGGUUAAAUCACUCAAUAGCGCUGCAAGAACAACUCCUGAUCGUCAGACUGCUUGUCGCUGUUUAAAGAGUGCUUCUGGUGGCGUCAAUCCUGGCAACGCUGCUAGCCUCCCCGGCAAGUGUGGUGUCAGCAUCCCUUACAAGAUCAGUCCUAGCACUGAUUGUUCCAAGGUUCAGUAAGGUGAUUCUAAUGGAUGUUCCGAAGAUUAGAAGCAUAUAUAAAUUACAAUAAAUAGCGAGAGCACUAUUUUGAUUGAAAAAGACAUAUAUUACCGCAUAUGGUUAUGCAUGAUUUGUACGGCCUUUUGACUGGUGCCUAUGCAUGUAAUAUUUGUAUGUCAUCGUCUUAUUUAUGUCCCUUCCUCUACUUACUUGUAAUAUAUCAGUAUUGUCUUUUUCUUAAUAACUGCAAAGGUUUAUUAAUUUACACGUGCUAAGCUUUAAGCGAAAUACUUUUUGGACACAGAGAGGACCGGUUUGAGGCUGCACCUUUAAUCAUCCAACUUAUUUGAGGUCCAGAAAAAUAUAAAAAUGCGCGUCUUAAGCACAGAGUCAUCUUAGAAAGAGAAUCACAUCAAUUUUCUCAAUUCUAUCUCUUCUAUUACAGUGGAUGUAGGUCAUCUUGACCAUCUUGACCGAACCACGUAAAUAGUGUGUGUUGUGUAUUUAUAGUUUUACUUGUCAGCAGCUUUACUCCUAACAUAUAAUAUUAAUUAAAUUCCAAGGAAAAACAAAAUAAAAU
Messenger RNA from Lactuca saligna, 1106 nucleotides. NCBI's taxonomy places the organism in Eukaryota, Viridiplantae, Streptophyta, Magnoliopsida, Asterales, Asteraceae. The record is from the annotation of a GenBank genome assembly.